Messenger RNA from Racocetra persica, 361 nucleotides. The record is from the annotation of a GenBank genome assembly. NCBI's taxonomy places the organism in Eukaryota, Fungi, Glomeromycota, Glomeromycetes, Diversisporales, Gigasporaceae.
GCUUGUUGGUAUCAUUGGUUUCUUGUUAGUUUUGAUUUCAUAGAUUUUGUUGUGUCUGAUAGUAUUCUGGAUGAUAUGAUAGGUAUUGUAAUGUUGAAUUCUUUGAUCUCUGUAGGGCCUAGUGGUAGUCUUGGUUUGUUUGUAGGGUUGGCUGUCAGAAUUGCCUGGUUUAUCGGGAAGUUUAUCUUGUAUUUUGCUUUUGUUUUGUUGAAGAAUUCGCGUGCAAUUUUGUCAUCGGUAAUUGGGUUAGUGGUAGAGGUUCUCUCUCUGGAAGUAGAGCAAAGGAAGUAUGCUCUGAGUUCUUCUUUUAGUUCUGAUGGUUUGUCUAGGAGUUUUGGCAGUUCUUUAAAAUAUGUGUCUG